AUGUUCAAAUCAUCAACUAUCUUUGCUACCCUUGCCAUCAUUCUCUUUGCCUGUGCUGUUGCUCAAGCUGGAAUUACUAGUAUUGUUCAAGAUGGAAAGAAACUUACAAUCAAUUACAGUCCAAUGACGAUGAUUUGGUUUGAGGAAGAGCUUCUUUUGGGUGGUGUCGAUACCAACAUUGCACCAUACUGUAUUGCCAAGUAUGGUUGGUCUCCAUUAGUUUGCAAUUUACCAUCAGUUCCAGCUUGUGAUUCUAUCCGUCUCUACGGUGCUACUGGGGCCGGUGGUUCAAACAUUGAUAUGAAUAGAGAAAGAGAGAUGAAAUCAACAUUAAAUGAUAGUAGCAAGACUGUUGAAAGGGAUGGGAAGAAGGUGACCCUAUCCUUUCAAGACAGAGUUCAAGAUCAAUUCAUCGAACUUGUAUCUGACUUCUUUUAUACUAUCAUGCUCAUCAUAACUGUAUUUGUAUUUCCAUGGAGAGCAAAACAAACAUUAUUUGAUUUAAAGAUAAGUGCAUAUGAUGAAUGGAAAGAUAUUAUUGGUACAGAAUUCUAUGAGGGAGGUACUGAAUUUUGUAGUUUUAUGGGUUUAUUAUUAUUGAACUGGCCUGUUGUAUUUAAAACUCUUUGGUAUUUAAAUACUGAACAUGAAGAUAAAUCAACAUGGGCACAAAUAUUUUAUAGAGAAUUUGUUGAAAAGAAUAUAAAAAAGGAUGAUAAAGAAUUGGAUAAGGAAAUAUUAAUUAAUCCAACAACUACAUCAACAACUACGACUACAACUAGUGCAAAUACAAAACAAUCACCAAAUACAACAAGAAAGACUAAAAGUGAUGUUGAAUGGAAAUCAGAUUUUAGAAGAGACUUGCAAAAUAUUGGUUUUGAAUUUGAUUCAAAUGGAGAGAUUUCUAAAUUCCCACCAACAGAAGUAAUGGAAGAAUAUCAAAGAUCAACUAGAUUUAAAGAUUUAAUUUUAUCUGCUGGUAGUGGUAGUAGUAGUAGUAGUAGUGGAAGCGGAAGUGGUAACAAAGAUGACAUUCAUAUUAAAGAUAUUUCACAACACCAAGCUGAACAACAACUUUUAAAAAAACAACAACAACAACAAAUGGAAAAAGAAAAAGAAAAAGAAAUUCAAAUACAACCAAAACAAAAACAUACAUCUGUAAAAAAGAAAAAGAAUAAAUAG
Messenger RNA from Cavenderia fasciculata, 1182 nucleotides. RefSeq lists its product as uncharacterized. Bases 1 to 1182 code for a protein of 393 amino acids. The record is from RefSeq and is a predicted model, not a curated record. The transcript is spliced from 6 exons. Lineage: Eukaryota; Evosea; Eumycetozoa; Acytosteliales; Cavenderiaceae.